Molecule: messenger RNA, 6772 nt
Organism: Crotalus tigris (Tiger rattlesnake)
Lineage: Eukaryota; Metazoa; Chordata; Lepidosauria; Squamata; Viperidae
Gene: TRAK2
Product: trafficking kinesin protein 2
Exons: 14
Coding region: 1294-3819 (841 amino acids)
Biological process (GO): anterograde axonal transport of mitochondrion; neurogenesis
Cellular component (GO): dendrite
Molecular function (GO): GABA receptor binding
Source: RefSeq, a predicted model, not a curated record
CAACCUGCAAAAAGGACUUAAGUAUCUCCAGAUUUGGAGAACUAUAUGUUUUCCAAAAUUGAUACAAAGAAUGAAGCUUGGAUAUUUAUUUAUACAUUACUAAAAUUCUCAAGUCUGUAACAUUUAACUGGCUGAAACUGAAUCAUAGGGCAAUAUGUUUUGAACCAAUGCCUCAAGUGUUUCCAAAAUCCAGGAUCCAUCACUCCCAUGGAAUUGUAAUUUGGCAAAUUUUAUAAAACAUUUUAUGACAUAAAAAUCACGAUAAAGCAUUUUAUGAUAUAAUACAAAAUGCCAUAAAACAUUUCCUGUGGUCAACUGCUAAUGUUUGACUGUGUUAUAUGGUUCAAUAAGGGUUACUCUCAAGGCAGAUAUAUCUCUGAAUAUCUCCCUAAAUUGUUAAGAACUUUUCUAGCACAUUAGAAGCUCUUCCAUUGUUGAAGGCAUUGAAGAAUCUAGUAAGGAUGUAAGUAGUCGCCUGUUGUCCUUUUUCUAACAAAAUUUAAAAAACAGUGGAAUGUCCUAUGAACAUUGCUCUUGUUAAAUGAACUGUUGAAGAACAUGGGAAUAAACAACAGUGAACAGAGUUGUUAAAAUGGCAUUGAUUGCAGAUUAUGUAUAAGGCAAUAACAUCAGCCUAUGUCAAGCCCAACAAAAUAAGACUAUUAAAAUCUCUUCCUACUAUCUGUUACUCAAAAACAAUGUAUCAGUUGGUUAAAUAUUGGCUUAUACAACUUUUUAUUAUCUGUACUUUUGAUCAGCAUUGUGGGUUUGUUCAACUUUCUGUUCUUUAGAACUGAACCUUCAGUGAACCCAGUAAAGUGAAAUUCAAUAUUGAGUAAAUAAAAAAGUGCAGCUUUAAGGAGCUGCUGGCAAAUUUAGCAAUUAUGCUUUUGCUAGAACCAAAGCACUUUUCUACUUCAGAUUGAAACAUUGGAUUCAUCUAAUAUUGUAUUACAUUAGUAUGCUAACAUCUAUAAUAGAAAAAUGGUUUUGUCAGUGAAGCUAAACUCCUAAUAUGAUUGUGAUAUUCCACGUUUAAUGCCCUUUAUAAUUCCAAAACUAGAAAACUAGUUGACUUCUGAUUUCAGAACUGCAAUAGCCAGUAUUGCAGUAAAGCUCCUCCUAUUUUAUGAUACUUCUGCUUGGAGAAAUGUUUAUCUGAUAGCUGAAUAAAUACUAGGGAGUGUUGCUUAUAGGUUCAGUAGCAUAUGUAUUGCAGAACAAAAAGUAAGGGCUAGCCAUUACUUCAGCUUGUAUUCAGUUCUUCCAAACUACUUGUAUAGAAGUUGUCAGAUGGAUAUGGCCCUAGAUAAAAGGGAUGUGAACCAAAAUGAAGAGCUACUCAUGGGUAUAACUCUGCAAGUUGUUGGCACAGAUAGAGGAAAGUAUGUACCAAAAAACUGCAAUGAUAUUGAAGUAAUCACUCAUCUGUUGGCUGAGAAAGAUCGAGAUCUAGAACUAGCAGCACGGAUUGGACAAGCCCUUCUUAGACAAAAGCAUAGCCUAACUGAGCAAAAUGAUGUUCUGGAGGAUCAGUUGGGUCAAGCCUUUGACAAAAUUCACCAGCUACAACAUGAACUAACAAAAAAAGAUGAACUGCUUCGUGUGGUAUCCACUGCUUCUGAAGAAAGUGAGACUGAUUCUAGCUGUUCCACACCACUUCGUUUCAAUGAGUCCUUCAACUUGUCACAAGGUUUCUUACAGUUGGAUAUCUUGCAAGAUAAACUCAGGGAACUGGAAGAGGAAAACCUAUUACUUCGAACAAAGGCAUGCCAUCUGAAGACUGAAACCAUGACAUACGAAGAUAAGGAGCAUCAGCUAGUCACUGAUUGUGUUAAAGAAAUAAAGGAAACAAAUGCUCAGAUUGCAAGAAUGAGUGAAGAAUUGAUGAGGAAGGAUGAAGAACUGAUUCACUACCAGGAGGAAAUCUCAUCCCUCUUAUCUCAAAUUGUUGAUCUUCAGCAUAAGAUCAAAGAGCAUGUAAUCGAAAAAGAAGAAUUGAAGCUGCAUCUGCAAGCUUCUAAAGAUGCCCAGAAACAGCUGACAGCAGAGUUACAUGAAGUGCAAGAGCGGAAUGUGGAAUGUCUGGGGAUGCUGCAUGAGUCCCAAGAAGAAGUGAAAGGAUUGCGCAGUAAAACAAGCCAAGCUGCCCUUCACUGUCGACCCCAGUUGUGUGGAACGUUUCCUGUGGAAUCUCUGGCAGCAGAAAUUGAGGGAACAAUGCGGAAAGUUCUAAGUUUGGAUGAGGAAUCGCUGUCUAAACAAAAGAUUCAACAGAAACGUAUAUUUGAUACUGUUAAACUUGCUAAUGAUAUGCGUGGCCGUUCUGCUUCGUGUCCCGUUUCACUGUCCAUUCCAGGAUCCAAUCGUUCAAGUGUUGUCAUGACAGCAAAGCCUUUUCAUUCUGGCUUGCAAUAUGUGGAAGGAAAAGGACCUCAAGCUCUAAAGGCCAGCACAGAGGAUGUUUCCAAGGAAACUCAGAAGCUAAGCCAUGCAGGUAUCCCUUCAGAAGAUGAUGUAGCCACUGCUUUACAUAAACUUAAUCUCCGUUGUCAGAAUUAUCUAAGUGAAAAAUGGUUUUUUGAAGAAGAAUGGAAGCGUAAGAUACUUUUGCUGGCUGACCAAAAGGAAGAACUCACUGGCUGUAGCACACCAGUAGAGAACUGUCUUUCACUGAAUAGCAGUUCAGAACAUGCUGAUUUCUCUGGAUCUUUUAGCAGCAUGCGGUCCCUUCUCCCAGAGAAAUUGCAAAUCGUCAAACCCCUUGAAGGCUCUCAGACCCUAUUUCAUUGGCAACAGCUGGCUCAGCCCAACCUAGGUACAAUUCUUGACCCUCGCCCUGGCGUUGUCACAAAAGAUUUUGCACCACUGUCUCAGGAAGAUGUUUAUUACCUUUCUGAUUUGGAAGAAGAUGAAGAAGAAAGGGAUGAAGGUAUAACUUUCCAAGUACAGCCCUCUUUACAGGAGGAAAUUAAACAGACAGUGCCAAAGUCAGUGCCAGGAAUUUUCCUCCCACCUGCUAAAUUAGCAACAAUUCCUCAUGCAGCUUCCAAUCCAGGAAAAUGUCUUUCAUCUACAAACUCUACAUUUACUUUUACUACUUGUAGAAUACUUCAUCCAUCUGAUAUCACACAGGUUACACCCAGCACUUUGUAUUCUCCCUUGUGCUCUGGAAGUUGUAGCAGUACAAGCAGUGUAAUUACAAGCGCUCCAUCCAUGUUGUAUAAGCUUAGUACUGGAGAAUUCCUUACUAACAGAAGAGAUUCAACUUCCACCUUCAGUAGUACUAGAAGUUUAGCAAAGCUUUUACAAGAACGAGGCAUCUCAGCCACGGUUUAUAACAGUCCAGUCCAACUUGAAGCACCACUGCUUCAUCAUUCCAGGAUACCUGCUGUGCCCUCAACACCUCCAAAUUCUCCUUUGCAUUCCCCUUGUUCUUCUCCUCCCUCUUUUGAGUCUCGAGCGUAUGUAUCUGAAAACUUUUUGGCCUCUCGACCAGCUGAAACAUUAUUACAUGAGCUGUAUGGACAAAAGCCCUCGAAUCCUUCUGAUGCAAGACAGCUGAAGAUCAAUCUGGUAGAGAGGCUAAAGAAACUGGGGAUUGCUAGAGCUGUCAAACAGCCCGAGGCAGGGGGUUAUAGAAAGAGUCAGAGGAAAAGUAGCUGUCUCCAAAGACAGGGCUCAGGAGUGUAUGUGAGUGCAGGCAGCCAUUUGAUGGGGGGCUUGAGAAGAAACCACAGUCUUCCAGUCUUGAUUGGAGCACUUUCAGGCCCAGUAAGCACAUCCUCCACAACAAUGGGAGUCUUGAAAGAGGAUUGAGCUAUCUAGCAUCAGACACUUUUAGUUGGGGAACAAAUGUUUUGAAAUGGAAAGAUAAGAUUAGUAAAAAUGGAUGCAUUAAACAUAAGAUUGUUGAAUGAUAAAGGUAUGUGGCUAAACGGGACAAGGGAAGCUUGGCAUAAAAAAUUGUAAAAAUUAAGAAAGGAAGAAAAUAGAGAAAAACAAAAUUUAGUCUUGAAAUGAUUGAAAAAAACUUUGUCAUGAUCAAAAGGAAAUAAAGCAAACAAAUAUAUUUUCUACCAUUGAUAUUAAAAGAACAAGCCAAUGUCUAUGCAACUUUAUUUUAGAAUAUGUUUUAUUGGAUGUCAUCCAAGAGAUCCAUAUACAUAAAUAGACGUUCUAAAGUUAUAUAUGAUUGUAAGGAAGUACAUUCUUCAAAUAACAGGUGCAAUUUGUUUAUAGAGCAAAAACCAUAUUUAUUCUAAUGUAGAAAGAUCAGGUGCAAUAUUUCAUUAAGCAAUCUCACACAAUAGGAGAAAUCUAGGAGUGCAAAAUUACUACAUACUAUAUUGAACAAACAAAAAACCUUAAUGUUUAAAAAAGGAGUCAAAUGUAUGUGCUUUGUGGAGGUUCUAUAUAUAUUUGGGAGGGAUAUAUUUGGCAAGCAAGAAAGUAUUUGUUACUCUAUAAGCUGUAUUUGGAAAAUGUUUACCAUAUUAAUGUUGGAAUAAUCUUGGAGAAAAUUCCAUACAUUUGAAACAAUCAGUAGUUAAUAAAAAUUAUCUUUAAAAUAUGUUAUAAAAAUAAUAACAAUUUUUGGAUUUUUGGGAAGUUAAGGUGCAGCUUUCAGGGAGAAACCUCAAGAGAUUUACAAAAUGAUAGGCACAACUUAUUGUAUUAAUAUGAAACAGAAUGACAGCUAUUCAAGCUGACAAAGAAUUGCCAUUCAUAAUUUAGUCUAAGAUAAAUUUCAAGCUUGAUGUUUCUGAAGCAGGAUGUUGUGUUUCGCAAAAUGAGCACAGUGGGACAGCUUUGAAUGUGAAGCAGAAACAGGAAAGAGAAAAGGCACAAGCGACUCAGAUUUUUCUUUUAUAUUUGGAUAACCGAAGGAAGAGAUUCUUAAAAUACGCACAUCUCACUUGCUCAAUUAAUUGCUAAUCAAAAAUACUUGCAAAGAGUGUCACGACUGUACUAAGCUGCUUGAUUUAUGGUUAUGAUGAGCAAAUAUAGCCCUCUUGCCAUGGAUCAAACAGGAGAUGAUGAAGAUAAAAGCUGAAUGGUUUGAAAAUUAAGCACAGAAAGUGGCUAUAUCAUUUAUCUGUGGGUUUUAAAAGGCUAUUCUCUAUAUUAGUUAAAGAGAUCAUAGGGUGCAUUCAGAAAUACUAAACAGACUGGAUUUAAACAAUCCAGGUAGCUUUAUAUAUAUCAAUGAAUCAAAAGUGAGGGUUUCCUCCCCUUGAAUAGGCAUUCUAGGUGAUGAUUUGGAAUGUUUUAAACAAAUGUUUUAAAGGUUACAAACAGCUAUGCAAGUAGCUUAUCAAUUCAGUCUUGGUAUCAAUCAAUGAGCUUGGCACCAUUGGCUGGAGCUACUAAAUUGUAAAUGGUGCUUGUAAAUAGUAAAAAUGUAUUAUUUUAAGCUUCUAUAUACGGGUUAAUUCUAUUUAAAUUCUAUUUUAAUUUUUUUAAGUGUAUAAAGCUUGUAAAAUGCAUUUCCUUUGUGAUGUUUAAAAACUUGCUUUCCUUGGCAAGAUAAAUAAUAGGAAAUAUUUAAGUUGGGUUCCAAAGCAACCUGCCACACUUUUAUAUAAACAGAGAAAAACCUGGGUAAUGAAACAGAAGCAUUCUUCAAGAUGAUCCGUCCUAACUACAGGGAAUCAAGCACAAUAUUUCAACUACUGUGGAUCUGAUGCAUGUCAGUUUUAUACAUUAUGUAAAUUCAUCUUAAAUCAUAGUAAUUUUGAAUGAGCAUUCCUAAUUGGAUUUCAUAUCUUUGUCUUUUUAAAUUAUUUGUAUUGGAAUGGUUCAAAAGAAAGUCUGACUUAAUAAGGUUCUGCCACUGAUAACAAGACCUUGUAAAUCAGACUUAUUUCUGUUGAACCGUAUCCUAUAAAAUUUUGUAAACUAUUCAGUAAAUACAUGUUUAUUUGAAAAGGUUUUUUUUUCCAAGUAUGGAUUAUCUAAGAUGUCAUAUUCUGAUUUUUUUACUUGGGGCUAGCUUACAUUUUUUACCUUCUGUAUUACUAAUGAGUGUGCAACCAGUAGCAGAAAAAUCUAAAUCUACUUACCUCUAAAGUGGAAACGCUACCGGUAGUUUUAUAGCAUGCCUAAAGACCCUCCUCUCAAAAAAAAUUAGCUGGGAACUAGAGGAGCAGUACUUUUGUGCCAAAGCUCUUUAAAAAAAUGAGCCUUGGAAAUAGAAAACAGAUGAAGAAAUAACAAUCAGUAUAGUUACAAAAAAUACAUUAUAUCCCAGAUAGCUGUUGUUAUAAUGAAUGACCUAUCCUGCAAGAUUGAUACAGCUAACAAUAACAACCCUAUAGGAUCCUUAGAAGAAUAUCGUGAUCACUUUCAUAUGUAUUUUGAUACCAUAUUUGAGUGCCAAUUUUUCAUGAAGAAAUAGCUGCUCAUGUCAUUUAAAACAAUAUUGGUAAAUAUUUCAUUAUAAUUGAAAUUCUUUAUAUGUUUCAUAAUAAUAUGUAUGCUUCAGUCUGCUCCUUGAAUGAAAAGAAUGCUUUUUAAAAAACAAAACAAAAAACCAAAUAUAUCUAUUUUAAUAUGCAAAUAUAGAUGUCAUUUUUUUCUGCAGGCAAUACUUGAAAUGCAUUUCAUUUGAGAAAGAAAUAGCUGUAAUUUAACAUAUAAUAAAGAUAUUAUUUCUUUUUGGCUUUCACCUUAGAGUGUGCAUUUCUUAAGGUUAUAAGGUUAAGUUUUUGCAUAUUAUAAUAAAAUUGAAGCUUGAUCAUAAAAAUAAUAAAACCCAUCUUUUUACACA